UUCUUUCUCUCUUCUUCCUCCUCUAGUUUCCGAUCAUUAACAAGCAGAGAACAUGGUGAGUUCCUGUAAUUCAUUUUUUGUUGUUACCAAUCAUGUAAUGUGUUGUUGUUGAUUGUUGAUCAUAUGAUGUUGAGUAUGCAGGCUAAUUCAGCGUCUGGGAUGCAUGUAAACGAUGAGUGCAAGCUCAAGUUCUUGGAGUUGAAAGCAAAGAGGAACUAUAGGUUUAUAGUGUUCAAAAUUGAUGAGAAGGCUCAGCAAGUUAUGAUAGAGAUGGUUGGGAAUCCAGAAAAAACUUACGACGAUUUCACCAAAUGUAUGCCUGAGAACGAGUGCCGGUACGCUGUCUAUGACUUCGAUUUCACCACUCCUGAGAACUGCCAGAAGAGCAAGAUCUUUUUCAUCGCAUGGUCACCAGAUACAUCAAGAGUGAGGAGUAAGAUGUUGUACGCAAGCUCAAAGGACAGAUUCAAGAGGGAACUGGAUGGGAUUCAGGUUGAACUGCAAGCAACAGACCCUAGCGAGAUGAGCCUGGACAUCAUCAAAGGACGAGUCAAUCUCUGAAUGCAUCAUCUUAAUGCGUUUCAGUCAUAUUCAUAUAUUGUGCUUUCGUUUUCUUGUGUUUUUGCUUAUUCUUCUUCUUCUGUUGCCGACUCUUUGUAUGUUGUGUGAUUCAAGGUCUCACCACUUUUUUUUGUUUUCUUUCUGGAAUGGCAAUAUUCAAAAUAAUAGAUAACUGUUUUGCUUCCCUAAACAAAAUUAAGUAACUUAUAAUGA
This is a messenger RNA of Brassica rapa (field mustard), 774 nucleotides long. RefSeq names its product actin-depolymerizing factor 10. Gene Ontology annotation, cellular component: actin cytoskeleton. Gene Ontology annotation, molecular function: actin binding. Gene Ontology annotation, biological process: actin filament depolymerization. Lineage: Eukaryota; Viridiplantae; Streptophyta; Magnoliopsida; Brassicales; Brassicaceae. The record is from RefSeq and is a predicted model, not a curated record.